UGCGACAUGUCAACUUAUCAGGUAGUUUUAACCGCCGUUUUGAAGGUUUUCAAAUUAACUUCAAGAUUAUUUUUAUAAAUAUGCAGUGGGUUUUUUACGUAUGAACGGCACUUCCUACGUGACGCGUGUCAUGAGUUAAUGAAGAAAGUUGGCCCCUAUGAGGAAAAAGCUACGAACAUGUAGGGGAAGGGGGGGGGGGGGCAUAAUGGUGACGCGGGACACGACGGGGCCAUCAACAUAUCUGAAUCUAGAUAACUACGCACACGUGUGUGUCACCGCCCACAGCCGACCAUGUUGCAUCACUCUUCAAUCUGACAGUAUCCGGCGACUUGGCUGCGCGCGCUUUUGUUUUAUAACCUAUAAUUGUUUUCGAUGAAAAAUGGUACGUACGUACAAAAAGAAAAGUUCCAGAGGCAGUUGGUCUAAAGAAAGCAUGAAACAAGCAAUUGUUGCAGUUUUGAGCAAAACAAUGGGCUACAGAAAAGCAUCUCAACUCUACGGUGUUCCACAAACUACAUUGGAGCGUUAUGUCGUCAAAACACGAAAGAGCGAGGUGUCCCUCAACUCCACUCCAGGUAACUUUAAACCCGUAUUUUCCAAAAAAGAAGAAGAUGAGCUCGUGAGGUAUAUUAAAGAAAUGAAGAAACGUCUGUUCGGAUUAACCACUGUCGUCCUACGAAAGCUGGCUUAUCAGUUGGCGGAGAAAAAUUCUAAAGCUCAUAAUUUUAACCAUGAUAAAAUGAUGGCUGGCGUAGAUUGGUUGAAAGGAUUCAUGAAACGUCAUCCAGAUUUAUCCAUCCGCAAACCAGCAGCCACAUCAGCAGCUCGGGCAAUGGGGUUCAAUAAAGUGGCAGUGGAUAAAUUUUAUUCUUUGCUCGGGGAAAUAUAUGAUAAAUAUAAUCCAGAUAGGAUAUAUAAUUGUGAUGAGACUCGCAUAUCAUGUGUCUCCAAAACAAAGAGCAAAAUAAUUGCAGAAAAGGGAAGGAAACAGGUAGGCUCACUUCUUCAGCAGAACGAGGGCAGACGGUCACCGUUGAAAUAUGUUUUAAUGCAGCUGGAACUUACAUGCCUCCCAUGCUGAUAUUUCCUCGACAGGGAAUGAAGCAGGAGUUAUUGGAUCACGCUCCUCCAGGAACGACGGCAGAAUGCAAUGCUCGAGGCUGGAUGACUACUGAGACAUUUAUGACGUGGUUCCAACGGUUCGUCAAGUUUUCUGGUGCGUCAAUAACUAACCCGGUCUUGCUGCUUCUAGAUGGUCAUGUAACGCACACACAAAGCUUUGAGGUUAUUGACAGUGCACGUAAGAAUGGAGUUGUAAUGCUUUGCUUUCCCCCUCACUGCACCCACAGGCUCCAACCUUUGGAUGUUGGAUUUAUGAAACCUCUGAGUGUAUAAUAUUAUGACCAAGCUUGUUCUAACUGGUUAAGGUCGCAUCCGGGGCGAAUAAUAACAACUUUUCAAAUAAGCGAAAUCUUUGCACAGGCAUAUAUUCAAGCUGCAACAAUGGCUACAGCGAUCAAUGCAUUCAAAAAAUGUGGCAUAUGGCCAUUCAAUCAAAGCAACUUCACAGAAUCAGAUUUUUUAGUUGCAUCAACAACAGACGUACUGCUGAGAAAUAGCGAGCCUGAGACAGGUGCUUCAUCUGCUGAAAUCCAGCAAUAUCCAGCGCUUUCCCUUAAAGAGCACCCACUUGAACAAGUUUUGCCUCUAGCUACGCCACCACAUCAGAAAACUCCUAUGCGAAGUCCGCAGCCUGGACCAUAUAUACGAAACGAAGACAGUGUGAUCCGAUCUCCAAUUCGAAGAGUAUGUCGUGACUUAACAACUUCCUUUGAAAAUGCUUCUCCCAAGGACAUUCUCGCGAACCCAACAGUCGAACAAAGAAACCAAAGGAGGAAAAAUUAUCGCAGAGGGAAAACUGUUGUUCUCACUUCAACCCCCUGCAAAAAUGAGUUGAAAGAACGUGAAAAUCUUAAAUAGACGAAGAAGUGUCCAAAUCCUAAUGAUCCCCAUUUAAAGAGAAAUGCGAAGAAACAGAAGAAGAAGGACGUAGACAAAGUGGACGAGGAUAUCUUAUGCCUCUAUUGCGUUGACGAGAACCAUAGUUACUUGAAGUCUGCAGAGAAUUGGGUGGCCUGCUAGCUGUGUGAACGUUGGUCUCAUACAGCCUGUGCUGGAAUUGACCACAAAAAUUCGAAAGAAAUCCAUAUCUACUUAUACUGUGAAGCAAUAUAACUAUGUACCCUGUACUGCCCCUACCGUGGGGCACAAUGGGGAUUUAAUAAGGAUUUCGUAGAAUUGAAUUUAAGGAUACUAUUUGAUUAGUUACUUUACGAAAGUCUGU
Molecule: messenger RNA, 2344 nt
Organism: Acanthoscelides obtectus
Lineage: Eukaryota; Metazoa; Arthropoda; Insecta; Coleoptera; Chrysomelidae
Source: the annotation of a GenBank genome assembly